AUGAUUUAUUUAUUUAAAUUAAUUAAAGAUAAAAAAAUGAAUAUACCCAAAUUGUCAAACAAUAAUCAAUCAAUUUGGCUUAAAAUGAAAUCUCCAUUUGGUCAAGAUCAAUAUAUACCUAGAAUAAUUGAUAUAACAGCUGAUCAUAUUCAACAAUAUAAACAAAAAUCGAGACGUGCUAAAUUUUGUUUAUUCUUCCUUCUAACAGCUUUAUUAUUAUUAUUAUUAUUAUGUUCAAUUCUUCUUCCAAUAUUACUUAUUAAACCUAAAUCACCAAUUAUACCAGUUAUAAUAACAAUUAAUUGUAUAUAUCCAAAUGUUGAAACUCCAAUGGGUAGAUGUGUCAAUAUAUUAAUUGAUUCAAAUAAUUGUGGAUCAGUUGGUAAUGUCUGUCCAAAUAAUUUGAGUUGUUCAGCUGGUGUAUGUAGUAAUGUACCUGGUAUACAAUUAGAUAAACCAAUAACAAUUUGGUCAUCGGCUAUAAAUGGAUCAGCCGAUGAUCAAAUGUAUAAUGUUACUCUUCCAUGGUAUAUAACUCUAUAUAAUACAACAACAAAUAAUGUCAUUGUUACUUCAGAUGGUGUCCUUUGUCUGGGAGGUUGUUCAACAAGUUAUACGGAAAGCAGUUUACCUGCAAAUGUUUUUCCUGGUGCAACAGUUCUUCCAUAUUGGGAUGAUUUAUAUAUUUAUCCAAAUACAUCUCAAGGUAUUUAUUAUCAAUCAGAAGGAAAUUCUCCAAAUAGAAAAUUAAUAUUUGAAUAUUAUAUGAGUCAUUAUAUUGAAAUAAAUCAAUAUUAUCAUUUUCAACUUUCUUUUUUUGAAAAUAAUCCAGGUGUUGUUCAAUUUAAAUAUUUUGAUGCCACUGAUCAAGGUGAUACAUGUACUAUUGGUGUUCAAGCUUCAAAUAAUGGUCCAUUCAUUAUGUAUUCAUAUGAUCAAGCCAAUUCUGUACUAACAAAUAUGACUCUUACUUUUGAUACAAAUCAAGGAAUAUAUUAUAGAUCUUAA
Molecule: messenger RNA, 1008 nt
Organism: Rotaria sordida
Lineage: Eukaryota; Metazoa; Rotifera; Eurotatoria; Philodinida; Philodinidae
Source: the annotation of a GenBank genome assembly